CCACCCUAUCCCGGCAGCAGCUAAACCCAGGAAGAAGGAAACGUCCGUGCUCCGGUUUGGCGCGGGCACGCACACAUGCACACAGACACACAAGACCGAAAAAAAAAAAAACGCCGAACCCCUCGGGCUCCUCCCGCCCCCUUCUCGGGCAUGCUCAGUGAGUAGGGCAGGGUGUGAGGUUUGGAUUUUUUUUUUCCUUUUUGGUGGCAAGUAGGGAGCGGGCGCUCAGCAGCCGGCACAACUCCGCCUCCUCCUCCGCCGCCGCUGCCGCCGCCGCUCCUCGCCUCGUUCUGCACCGCUCGCUUCACCGGCCCAGCCCCUGCCCUACAACCCGCACCCAUUCCGGCGGCGGCGCCUUCUCUUCGGAGAUCCUUCUGGGCUGCGGGAGAGGAGAGGAGCCCGCGGGAGGGAGGACCGCGCCCGCGCCUACAGCCCGCGUCUUCCUCGGAGCCAUGGAUAAUCUCAGUGAUGCCUUGAAGAAACUGAAGAUCACAGCCAUUGACAUCUCUGAGGAUAGUUUGGAAGGAUGCUUGGACUGCCUGCUUCAAGCCCUGGCUCAAAACAAUAUGGAGACAAGCGAAAAACUCCAAGGAAGUGGGAUCCUUCAGUUGUUUGCUAGUCUGUUGACACCACAUUCACCUUGCACAGCCAAAGUAGCAAACAUCAUAGCAGAAGUAGCCAAAAAUGAGUUUAUGCGGCUCCCAUGUGUGGAUGCUGGCUUGAUUCCCCCAUUGGUGCAGCUGCUGAACUGCAAGGACCAGGAAGUACUACUUCAGACGGGCAGAGCCCUUGGGAACAUAUGCUACGAUAGCCAUGAGGGCAGCAGUGCAGUUGAGCAUGCAGGUGGUGCCCAAAUUGUAGUUGACCAUCUAAGGUCACUGAGCAGUAGCACAGACCCCGCCAAUGAGAAGCUCUUGACUGUCUUUUGUGGCAUGCUGAUGAACUAUAGCAAUGAGAAUGAUUCCCUGCAGGCUCAGCUUAUCAAUAUGGGUGUUAUUCCUACGUUAGUGAAAUUAUUAGGCAUCCACUGCCAAAAUUCAGCUCUUACAGAGAUGUGCCUUGUUGCGUUUGGCAAUUUAGCAGAACUUGAGUCGAGUAAAGAACAGUUUGCAUAUACAAAUGUUGCAGAAGAGUUGGUAAAACUCUUCAAGAAGCAGAUGGAACAUGAUAAAAAGGAGAUGAUUUUUGAAGUUUUGGCUCCUCUGGCAGAAAAUGAUGCGAUUAAGCUGCAGCUGGUGGAUGCAGGCCUUGUCGAGUGCCUGCUAGAGAUCGUGCAGCAGACUGUGGACAGCGAGCGAGAAGAAGAUAUGGCUGAGCUCAAGACAGCCUCGGACCUGAUGGUCCUGCUCCUGCUGGGAGACGAGUCCAUGCAAAAGCUGUUCGAAGGAGGGAAAGGCAGCGUGUUCCAGCGGGUCCUCUCCUGGAUCCCUUCCAACAACCACCAACUGCAGCUUGCCGGCGCCUUGGCCAUCGCCAAUUUUGCCCGCAAUGAUGGAAAUUGCAUCCAUAUGGUAGACAACGGAAUCGUGCAAAAACUCAUGGACCUUUUAGACAGGCACGUGGAAGAUGGGAACGUGACCGUUCAGCACGCCGCCCUGAGUGCCCUCCGGAACCUGGCCAUUCCAGUUGUAAAUAAAGCAAAGAUGCUGUCAGCAGGCGUUGCAGAAGCAGUACUGAAAUUCCUCAAAUCUGAGAUGCCUCCUGUGCAGUUCAAACUCCUGGGAACAUUAAGAAUGUUAAUAGAUGCACAAGUAGAAGCUGCUGAACAGUUGGGAAAGAAUGUCAAACUAGUCCAGCGCUUGGUGGAGUGGUGUGAGGCCAAAGAUCAUGCCGGCGUCAUGGGGGAGUCAAACAGACUCCUGUCUGCCCUCAUACGACACAGCAAAUCAAAAGAUGUAAUUAAAACCAUUGUGGAGAAUGGUGGUGUAAAGCAUCUAGUAACCAUGGCAACUAGUGAACAUGUAAUAAUGCAGAAUGAAGCCCUUGUUGCAUUGGCACUAAUAGCUGCUUUAGAAUUAGUCACUGCUGAGAAGGAUCUAGAAAAUGCAAAACUUGUACCCAUCCUACACAGACUGUUAGCAGAUGAUAGAAGUGCUCCUGAAAUCAAAUAUAACUCCAUGGUCUUGAUCUGUGCUCUCGUGGGAUCUGAGCCUCUCCACAAGGAGGUGCGCAGCCUGGCGGUCCUGGAGGUCGUGUCGAGGCUCCGCAGCCACGAGAAUAAGACGGUGGCGCAGCAGGCCUCCCUCACGGAGCAGAGGCUGGCCGUGAACAGCUGAGAGCGGCGCCCCCUGCCGCGCAGCCCAAGUCCUUCACCUUCGUCCUGUGUCUGGCUGCAGCUCCUGCGCGUCCUCUGCCGUAUCACUCGUGCAUGCGUGUCACGUUCCCGCCCCAAGGAAGAACCGCCUUAGCUCCCUGCCCAGCGAGGCCUCUUCGCCCUAGUCGGUGUGAACGCGGGCCGCCCACGGCCCAGGCUCCGCCCAUCACCGUUCUACUCGUGUUCUCUUCGUGGCUUCGAGUCCCAUCAGUAGAAUGUGCAUGUUGUAACCCCGAAAACCGUAAAUGUCCAUGGCCGCCCCGCCCCCAUCACCGCAUCCCGGCUUACGAUCAAGUAGAGCCAUCCCGUACACAGCAAGAUCUGGCUAGUGCGUGGAGGUAGGAUGACGUCGUAGAAGUGAUCAUCAUUCUAAUAAUAAUAGCUCCAUUUUUGGUGCUGCCGAAGCACAAUGAUAACAGAGAUGUGUUGCUGCUCGUUCACUGGUCUUGCCUAUUAAUGUCCGAGUCACGGUACCUAGAGCUAACCAAUAAAAUCCCGUGCUCUA
This is a messenger RNA of Monodelphis domestica (gray short-tailed opossum), 2819 nucleotides long. It is a transcript of the gene RAP1GDS1, whose product is annotated as Rap1 GTPase-GDP dissociation stimulator 1. Gene Ontology annotation, biological process: positive regulation of GTPase activity. Lineage: Eukaryota; Metazoa; Chordata; Mammalia; Didelphimorphia; Didelphidae. The record is from RefSeq and is a predicted model, not a curated record. Gene Ontology annotation, molecular function: protein binding; guanyl-nucleotide exchange factor activity.